CCGAGCGCAGGCGCCGGCUGCCGGCACCCCUUCCUUGCCGGCCGGCACUUCGGCUGCAGUUUUGCACAAACCAAGAGAGUUAGCAGCAUCCACUUAAUUUUCUGCUAUAACUAGUUCUGAUGGCUGGGAAUAAAGGAAGAGGACGUGCUGCCUAUACCUUUAAUAUUGAGGCUGUUGGAUUUAGCAGAGGUGAAAAAUUACCUGAUGUAGUUUUGAAACCACCCCCACUAUUUCCUGAUAUAGAUUAUAAGCCAGUGCCCCUGAAAACAGGAGAAGAUGAAGAUUAUAUGCUAGCCUUGAAACAGGAAUUGAGAGAAACAGUGAAGAGAAUGCCUUACUUUAUUGAAACACCUGAAGAAAAGCAAGAUAUUGAAAGAUACAGUAAAAGAUAUAUGAAGGUAUACAAGGAAGAAUGGAUACCAGAUUGGAGAAGACUCCCAAGAGAGAUGAGGCCAAGGAAAAAAUGCAAAAAAGCAGACCUGAAAUCCAAAAAGGCAAAAGAUACAGACAAAGGUGCUUUGCUCACUAAUGCUGCAGAUGUGUUGAAAAAAAUAGAGGAAUUGGAAAAGAGAGGUGAUGGUGAGAAAUCAGAUGAGGAAAAUGAAGAGAAAGAAGGAAGCAAAGAGAAAAGUAAAGAAGGUGAUGAUAAUGACGAUGAUGAUGCUGCAGAGCAUGAUGAAUAUGAUGAAGAGGAGCAAGAGGAGGAAAAUGACUACAUUAAUUCAUACUUUGAAGAUGGAGAUGAUUUUGGUGCAGAUAGUGAUGACAACAUGGAUGAAGCAACCUAUUAA
Castor canadensis (American beaver) is the source of this 791-nucleotide messenger RNA. RefSeq names its product RNA polymerase III subunit G (gene Polr3g). The record is from RefSeq and is a predicted model, not a curated record. Gene Ontology annotation, cellular component: RNA polymerase III complex. Gene Ontology annotation, biological process: cell population proliferation; transcription by RNA polymerase III. NCBI's taxonomy places the organism in Eukaryota, Metazoa, Chordata, Mammalia, Rodentia, Castoridae.